Molecule: messenger RNA, 1801 nt
Organism: Scomber japonicus (chub mackerel)
Lineage: Eukaryota; Metazoa; Chordata; Actinopteri; Scombriformes; Scombridae
Gene: itprip
Product: inositol 1,4,5-trisphosphate receptor interacting protein
Exons: 2
Coding region: 157-1770 (537 amino acids)
Cellular component (GO): membrane
Source: RefSeq, a predicted model, not a curated record
GUGAAACAUUCCUCGAUGUUCUCAGGAGGUUGAGUACCUUUGAACAGGAACCCCGUAACAUGAAGUGUACUAUCAUGUAAGGCAGAGAUCACGGCAAAGGAUUUGAGCUGGACGUCUGCAAGGAGCUUAAAUGUGAAUGGUAGAAACUAGCCGAAGAUGCAGGGGGCCAUCGCACGAGUCUGUAUGGUGGUGGCGGCUGCCAUAUUAAACCAUCCCUUGCUCUUUCCUCAAGAGAACACCACACUUCCAGAACAGGAUGAGGAGCUGAUAGCUCGAAUGCGUGAACAUGAAGAGAGGCUGGAAAUGGAGCAGGCCAAGCUGGAGAAGGAGCUUUCACAGCUCGACUCGAAGCAAGAAGAAACCAGGUCAGAAGAAGGUUAUGGUUGGUACUUCUGGAGCGCUCUGUCCUUCGUCAUAUUCUUUACUAUUGAGAUGUGCAGGGCGGACUCUGCUGACACAGAAAUACGGCCAGUCGACGAAGAAGAUGUGUUUUCAGAGAGUGAAUCCGUCAGCCCAAGCACAAUGGUACUAGACAAGGAUAUCCUGAGCAACUUCUGUGACAGAUCCACCUACACUUCAGCCCAUGAAAACUGGAGGAUCAGGGAGUUUGUUGAAGGUUUUGCUGAUGACUUGCUGGAAUCACUCAGGAGCGUUUGUGACAGGGAGGCUGACAUGGAAGUUGGGGACUUUGUCGGGAUUGGAAGCAUGUUUGAGUCUUGGAAGGUGUGCAAGCCUCUGAUGUGCGACCUCAUAGUGCCUUUCUCACCUCCGGACCCAUUCUCCUUCCAAUUCAAUCUGUGGUGCAGUCCGUCCAGUGACAUUCCUCCAGACAUGCAGGGCUCUGGCAUGAUAAAGGUGACCAGGUUUGGGGAGAAUGAAGGUGGCUGUCUCUGUGGCUCUGCUAACCUUGGAGAGGACAUGCUUUGUCUUUUGCAUAGUAGAAAUGAUGCACUCAUAGUUGACCGCACUCCUGAUGAACUGCUGUGCUCCAAGAACACACCUUACUUAGCCAAAGAUCAAGUCAUGAAGUGGUUUCAGAUCUCUGUGACCAAAGCGUGGGGACGCAUUUCUCACAAAUAUGACUUCGAGGUCACUUUUCGCAACCUGGAUGCUGCCGGUGCUUUGAAGAUCAGAUUCCGUUCAGGGAAAGUCAUUGUGAUGAACAUCAUACCCGUUGUUCAGCUUGAAGAUACAGAUGCUUAUUUUGUCUCACACUUUCCAUCAGAUUGUGACAGCUCUCCAGACCCAUACUGGCCCCUCUCUUUUGCUGUCUAUGAAAGGAAUUUGCUUAAACAUUUUACUAAACGCCUACCACAAAAUUCCUGUCAUUUGCACUGCCUUCAGAUUGUUUCUUUCCUGCACAGAAAGCAGACAGGGCUCACAGGAAAAAGUGCUCUGACUAACUACCACUUCAAGACUGCUUUGUUGCACUUGUUGCUGAGUAAAAGGCCCUCAUUGUGGGGCAUUGACAAUGUUGAGCACAGGCUUCGGGAUGUGCUCAACUUCAUACAGAGGAGCCUGCAGGAGAAGAGACUGCAUCACAUUCUGAUUGGGAACAGGAAAGUGCCUGAUGUGCUCCAGGUUCCUGAGAUUGUCUGCAAAGCAAUGCCCAUCAACCUGUUCAGGUCACUGGUGUUGCAAAGGGAACUUUAUGCAGCAACAGCCAGACACUUCCAGGAGAUGUUGAGGAAUUCAACUGUGCUCCUACAAGAGUACACAUCCCUCUUAUCAAAUGGAGGUGUACACCACAGUCUAGAUGAAAGUGUAUAAGCAUUGGCCACAUUUACUUAUUUAUAGCACU